AUGGCAGACACGCAGUCCCGCAAACGCCCCAGGUCAGCCGAUGGCGCCAACUCCGACAGCGAGUCCUCCGACGAUGACUUUGGGCCAGCCUUGCCAUCUUCAGUCCCCCCGAAAAAGAAGCGGAAGCUCCCGUACGAAUCUCUGUACGUGGACGCCUUACCGAAAGGGCUGAGGUACUCCAAGUCGUUGAUGCACAAGGACCAGCUGCUUGCCGUGACGAUAGCCCCGUCGCCCGCGGAUUUCAUCAUCACCACCUCCAUCGAUGGCGUGGUCAAGUUCUGGAAGAAAAUUGCAGUCGGGAUCGAAUUCGCCAAAGAGUAUCGGGCACAUGAAGGACGCAUAGUGAGCUCCUCGGUCAGCGUUGAUGGGGCCUUCUUCGCCACAGCCGGCGAUGAAGAGGACAGCACCAUCAAGAUUUUCGAUGUCAUUACCUUCGAUCUUCUGUCUAUUUUGAAUCUCGAGAGCCCAGCUUCUUGUAUAUGUUGGGUACAUCGGAGGGGAGCUUCGCCAGUGUUAGCUGUCGCCAGAGGCAAAGAGAUACAGAUCUACGAUGACCCCGGAAACUCACAGACGCCCGUGCAGACUUUGUCUUCCCUCCACAGAGCCCCGGUGGUUGCCAUGGCGUACAAUCCGGCCUUUGACUGCGUCGUGUCGGCUGACUCAACCGGCAUGAUCGAAUAUUGGCAACCAGGCGACAACUACGAAAAGCCCAACAGCGUGUUCAAGAUGAAGUCAAUGACCAAUCUUUUCGACUUCAAAAAGGCAAAAUCUGCGCCUUGCUGUAUCACGAUAUCGCCCUCGGGCCACCAGUUUGCAACAAUAUCAUUUCCAGAUCGGAAGAUUCGAGUCUUUGACUUUGCCUCCGGCAAGCUAUAUCGGUCAUACGACGAAUCGCUGGAGACCAUAACCUCGAUGCAACAAGCAGGGACUGCACUCCAGAAGCUCGAUGAGGUUGAAUUCGGACGAAGGAUGGCAGUUGAGCGCGACCUCGACAAUCCGACCGUCAGGUCGAGAAUCAACAUCGCUUUUGACGAAUCAGGCCAUUUCAUCGCGUACGGGUCGCUCCUGGGUAUCAAGGUGGUCAACACCCUCACUAAUCGAGUGAUGAAAGCGUAUGGCAAGGACGAACCAUUUCGAGCUCUGAACGUGGCUUUGUAUCAGGGCGCUCCCCAGAAGAAGGAGGUGGUGACGGUGUCGAUGGCCGCCAGUGCCAAUCCCCUGCUCAACGAAGCCGAGGCCCGGGACCCUAUGCUGUUUGCGACGGCUUAUGGUAAAGUCCGGUUUUACAUGUUCACAAACGACGAAGAGAUUACCAAGGCGACUCGCGAUGUGCAGAACGAGAAACCGCGAGUCAUCUCCGGAAAGAAGAAGGAAGAGAAGAAAGCACAAUCAGGCACAUCUGCAGUCCUGCAUACCACCUACGGCGACAUCCAUAUCAGAUUGUUUCCCGAGAAGGCUCCAAAGACCGUGGAGAACUUUGUCACCCAUGCCAGGAAUGGCUAUUACAACAACACAAUCUUCCACCGAGUGAUCAGAAAAUUCAUGAUCCAAGGCGGAGAUCCACUGGGCGAUGGCACCGGCGGUGAAAGCAUCUGGGGAAAAGAAUUCGAGGACGAAUUUUCCGACCUCAAGCACGACAAGCCAUAUACCGUGAGUAUGGCUAAUGCUGGACCAAACACAAAUGGGUCACAGUUCUUCAUCACCACGGAGAAAACACCUUGGCUGGACAAUAAGCACACGAUUUUUGGACGGGCGUACAAAGGGUUGGACGUGAUUCAUCAGAUUGAAAACACCAGAGUCCGAAAGGAGAAGCCAGAGGACGACAUUAAGAUAGUGAAUAUCUCCAUCAGUUGA
Messenger RNA from Fonsecaea erecta, 1854 nucleotides. RefSeq lists its product as hypothetical. Gene Ontology annotation, molecular function: peptidyl-prolyl cis-trans isomerase activity; protein binding. Gene Ontology annotation, biological process: protein folding; protein peptidyl-prolyl isomerization. The record is from RefSeq and is a predicted model, not a curated record. The transcript has a single exon. NCBI's taxonomy places the organism in Eukaryota, Fungi, Ascomycota, Eurotiomycetes, Chaetothyriales, Herpotrichiellaceae. The coding region runs from base 1 to 1854 and encodes 617 amino acids.